GCGAACACUGGGCUCAUACACACACACACAUACACACACACAUACAUACACACACAUUCACACAGACACACAAUAUUAUCGACAGAUCCAAGUCAGAGUACAGUCGAGGAGAACACGCUGUAGUGUCUGAAAGCCUGUUCUGUGAGAGGAAACGAGAGGAAAACGCAGAAAAAAGAAACAGAGGAAAUCCCCCUAAAGGAAAUGCCAAUCGCAGCCGCUGGACAGCCAACGACUCAGGAGCCUAGAGUGUGCCCCCGACUGCCCUCCACCCCGGAGCCUGUCCCUAAAGGGGCUGAUUUAUUCGACGAGGCGGGGGCGGCGGAGUCGGCGGAGCGAACGGAGUACAGGGGUGCGGAGGGGGGCAGAGGACUUGUGGGCUAUAGUUACAGCCAGAGCGGCGCUAGGGGCUUUGUACAGCCCGGAUCCACCAACGGCUCUCCGCCGCAGUCCCCAGCCGCGUCCUCCUCCUUUCUCUUCCACCCCCUCCACCCCCACCAAAUGGCUAUGGAGCCCCCAAGGACUCGAUCGCGCUCUCGGUCUGGAUAUUACCAGCAGUACAAUGGUGGGAAUGCCAAUGGAAUUACCGGUAACGCAGUCAUGGGAUCUAACCAUCACCAUCACCACCAUCAUCAUCAUCAGCAACAGCAGCAACUCCAUCCACAGCAGCUGCACGGUGCCGGCUGCGCACCACUGGGAGCCCACGGCAGCCACGCAGAGAACCAACAGCGAACCCCAGGAAGUAACGCCUCUACCGGCAUUCAGAGGCUGUCUUCGGUUACCGGAACGCACCGCAUCCCGGCACCAGGAGCUUCUGGUGGGUCGUACCACUGCCACCCAGACCAUGCCUAUGGAGAGGAGAGUGAUAAGAGUGAGGAAAGCCCCAGCCCAAAGCGCCAGAGGCUGUCCAGCCAGUCUGUCUUGGAACAGCUAACCUCAUCCGCCCCACCGCCAUCUACCCCAUCUCCCCCCAUCCGCCCCUGGGAGUCAGGACCCCCAAGUCGCAGGCAGCCUCACCCCCAUGCACACUACCAGGAGAGAUGCCUCACACCUGCCCGGCACAGACGCAGCCCUCCAGCGAGACGCCAGCGUGGCCGUCUCUCCAGACCCACUCGUCACUUGCCUCCCCAUCAUCACCACCCCACCACCCAAGGCCCGGCAGACCUCCAGGAUGAAAACUUUCACCACAACACGCAUCUCUCAACCCACCAUAUAUAUCCGACACAUACCCCCAGUGUCUACGGUCAGGCCCCCACAGCCGGUGGUGGUGGGGCAGCUUCGGAGGAGCCCAGAGCCUUUCACCCUCCUACCUUGUCCCCACGUUUGCUACAUCCAGCUGCCCACCACCACCACCAUCAUCAUCAGCAACAGCAUCAUGCAACACAACAGCAACAAGGAGCCAUGGUCAUGGACUUGCAUGAGCAGCUUCAGCAGGGCAGCGUACCAGUCUCCUACACAGUGACCCCGGUCCCCCCUCAUGGUCUUGCAGCGCCUUUGUGUAGCGGUCAGCACCUUCCCCCUACCUGUUCCUCACAACAGCAGGUCCCUGCCUGCAGCGUGGUCUUCAGCACUGGACAACACUACCACCCGAUGCUACAGACAUGUUCGAUGCAGCAUUUACCAGUGCCUCUCCCGUUUCCCUCACUGCUGUCCAGUGACCCUCAGUUCCUGCUUCCCCCUCCCCCUCACCUUUCUCACCACCCACCUCACCUCCCUACACCUGGACAGUUCCUGCCUUUCCAGACACAACAGCCACGAUCGCCUUUACAAAGGAUCGAAAAUGAGGUAGAGCUUCUGGGAGAGCAGCUGUCAGUGGGUGGAGGCUUCAGCUACGCCCACCAUCACCACCACCACCACCAGCCCCCCUCCACCCUGCCGCCAUCCACGCCGCUCCAGUUCCUCUCGCACCACGACCCAUUGUCACAGGAGCUUUUUACAGUGCCCUACCCCCACUUUAUGCCACGGCGAAUCACAGGCCGGCGUUACCGACCUCAGCAGGCUGUGCCACCAUCACCCUACCACCCCAGUUUCCUGCCUUAUUUCUUGUCCAUGCUUCCUGUUCCCCCAAAUGUAGCCCCCACCAUCAGUUUAGAGCUUGAUGUGGAUGAUGGAGAGGUGGAGAACUAUGAGGCCUUGCUGAACCUUGCUGAGCGUCUAGGAGAAGCUAAGCCUCGUGGUCUAACUAAGGCCGAUAUAGAACAGCUUCCAUCGUACAGGUUCAACCCCAACAACCAUCAGUCUGAGCAAACACUGUGUGUGGUCUGUAUGUGUGACUUUGAGUCUCGCCAGCUCCUGAGGGUCCUGCCCUGUAAUCACGAGUUCCAUGCCAAGUGUGUAGAUAAGUGGCUUAAGGCUAACCGGACCUGUCCUAUUUGUCGAGCAGACGCAUCUGAGGUGCAGCGGGAUUCCGAGUGACCUCAGACUCAUACCAGCAACCAAAACAUACUCAGUCCCUGACUCUUUUUGGAUACCCUAACCCAUCAGCGAACUGGCGUUGUAUCAUAAGCCUCUGCUCGGACCUUUCUGCCACAUUACUGGGACCAGUGCUUCUCAAUCCUUCACUCUACCCCCUCACCCAGACACUGAAUAGUCCUUUUCACCCCAGAGCAGCAAUUAAAGGUGUGGAAACCUUCUACUGACUUUGUCACUUGACUUUUUAGGCCUUCAAACUUAUUACCCUGUUAUUCUCUGCUUUGUACUCAUGUUACAUUAUAUACAAAUGGCCUUUGAAACACAUCCAUAGCAUCAUGUGCAGUUGGACAUUUAUAGCGGUUCAGUCUUCGACCUUAAAAUAAGACUGCUUUGAAGAACGAACUGUAUAAAUGUACUAACAGAACCCAAGGGAGAACUGGGAGUCCAAAGAUAAUGAUCAUUUCAUUGGUAUUAAUCUGGUUCUAAUCUUAGUUAAGUUUGUACAUCCUGGUUUGCAGAGACUGUUUUUUUUUUUUGUUUUUUUGUUUUUUUGUUUUUUUAUAGUCUGAUUUUGACGGCAGUUAAAUGGAAUCUGUUUUCAUUUCUAUGUCUCUUCAAGCAUUCCUCAGUGAAAACUAAGAUACUGUACACUGUCAAAGAGUGAACUACUUUGAAACGGUGAAAAUCAUACUUUAUUUUCAUUAUGUGGUGUCUGUAUACAAGUGUGUGUGUGUGUGUGUGUGGUUGCUCCUCCUCCUGUGGUAUUUAUGUGGACAGCUCGUGUGGGGCAUGUGCAUUGGCUUCCCACUUCCUCCUCCCCCUUUUCUUACUUCAGAUUGACUGAGGGCGUUUUCACACCUGAGGGUCUGGACCAAGGUUCAUGUUUGCUCUCACAUAUAAUUUUGGGAGCAGACUCAUCAUUCAGUGACAUCCCUAUAUCCUUCUGUCAUCCGCUGCAUUUUCUGUGUCUCUUUAAACCUGGCAUUAGGUGUAUGAGGGGCCUCAAAAAGUUUGUGGAAAAAAGGACA
This is a messenger RNA of Sphaeramia orbicularis (orbiculate cardinalfish), 3437 nucleotides long. RefSeq names its product ring finger protein 38 (gene rnf38). NCBI's taxonomy places the organism in Eukaryota, Metazoa, Chordata, Actinopteri, Kurtiformes, Apogonidae. The record is from RefSeq and is a predicted model, not a curated record. Gene Ontology annotation, molecular function: ubiquitin protein ligase activity. The coding region runs from base 202 to 2412 and encodes 736 amino acids. Gene Ontology annotation, biological process: protein ubiquitination. The transcript is spliced from 13 exons.